Molecule: messenger RNA, 1215 nt
Organism: Lactuca saligna
Lineage: Eukaryota; Viridiplantae; Streptophyta; Magnoliopsida; Asterales; Asteraceae
Source: the annotation of a GenBank genome assembly
AUGGCAUUUUACAUCAAAGGUCCAGACUUUGCAGCACUGAAGAUAGAUACUUUUAGGUUAACUCCUCAAGAUCAGAAACUCACAUUCGGCCAACAAACUGUUGUUACAGAGUGUAUCGAUUUUUCUGGACAUAAGUUUGGGUUUUCAUUUUUUGAUUAUGAAAACAUUUUAUCAUUCGGCCAUCCUCAAGAUAAAUCUGUUGAUGUUAUGGGUUUAGUUGCCGCAGUUGCUGAGCUACAACGACAUGAUCCAGAUAAAUCUAAACACAAGAUCAACAUCAACAUCCAAGAUGCAAAAGGCUUGCAACUUCAUGUCUAUUUGUGGGGCGAUUAUGCGUACAAGAUGCAAGAGUAUAUACAUAACAAUCCACAUAAUCGUCGUAUCGUUGUUAUUCUUCAAUUUGGUCAGAUUAAUGUUUUCAGAGAUCGUCCAAGUGUAAACACAUACUUUACCUCUUCAAAGUUGUUCAUUAACUCUCACAUAGAUGAAAUUAUUCGUUUCAACAAAAGUUUGGAUGGAGAUGAUGGUCCAGAUUCAUCGACAAAUACAUUUUCAGUUAUUCCAUCAAAACAACUUUCUGAAUAUGAUGAUUUCAUGAUAAAAAAUAAAGUGAAUGCUAUCUCUGAGGUUUGGGAACCUGUUGAGAAUAAAACAUGGUAUUAUAAAGCAUGUACCAACUGUUUUGGGAAAGCAGUUCCAUCUGAUGGAAGUGAUGAUCGACAACCCACAUCUUAUCGUGGAGAUAGUCUUGAUUUCUAUCCGGAUGAGAUAAAUGCAUUGAAAGGUUUGAAAUUGGCCUUUAAAGUUUCUGUUACAAAUUUCAAUGUGUCCAAAAAAAACAACCAGUAUGGUAUUGCUAGAAUCAGUGAGGAUGCGAGUAUAAUAGAACAACUUCAAACAAAGUUGAACGAUUCACAGCCUUCUAACGAACAAUCGUUAGAUUUUGGUUCAGCCGAUUUGCAAUCUCAAGAUAUCAAAAAUGCAAAGGAUGCAAUUUCUGGAACGGAUGAUAACAUUACUCCUUCCACUCUUGACAAAAACGAAACAACAAGCCCGAUGAAGACUUUAACGACAACACCAAUCUUAAAGAGAAAUCUGAAAGAAGUUUUAGAUCUGGAGUGUAAUGAUCACUUAUCGUCAACAAAAACUCCAAAAAUAUCUCCAGAUGGUCCAACAAAACAGUUGUUGAAGGUAAAGUUGAAGAAAAAUGAUUGA